Molecule: messenger RNA, 641 nt
Organism: Mucor mucedo
Lineage: Eukaryota; Fungi; Mucoromycota; Mucoromycetes; Mucorales; Mucoraceae
Exons: 3
Coding region: 5-457 (150 amino acids)
Molecular function (GO): protein binding
Source: RefSeq, a predicted model, not a curated record
GUCGAUGCUUGUACUCGAUGCAGCCGUAUCCAGUGUAAUUUUUAACGGCCGAUACAAGGCUGAUAAGCUUGUGGUGACAGGAUACGAUGGACGUACGAUGUUGGUGGAUUUGAGUGAUCCAACGAUAGGGUAUACGGUGAUGCGAUCGCGUAAUUUGAUGAAGGCGACGACAUGGGCUUCCCAUGCACCUUGCUUUGUAUUCACGGAUAAUGAUAAUAUUUCGCGUGCAUUUGGCGUGAAUGAGGAUGGCACAACGCAUAUGAGCAAGUAUGGAGAUACACCAGGUAUGUGUUGGCAAAUGGCCUCGUCGGAACAUCAUGGGCAGUUUGCUUUAUGUACUUCUGUGGGUUGGGUAAGAACAAGCAAUUUAUAUUAUGCCAAGAUGAGAGCGCUGGUAAGUUAUUUUGGAGGAGGAGGAUUUUUUUGUUUUGUUUUGUACUUAAGAAUAUUGGAGUAGUUCUUAUCGCAGGUGUGUGUUUACAAGUUGGAAUACUCGGAAGAAACACAUAAAUUUAGAUAUUUGGAUGGUAUUCCAUCACAGACGAUGGAGGAUAGUAAGAAACUAACUUCGUAUGAACAAUAUGGUGAUUCCUUCCAUGCGAUCCAAAAGCUUUCGUGGAAUCCAAAUAAGAAGACUUCAG